AUGCUCUGUAAAAGGAAUUUUUACUCCACCAACAUUUCAAAAAGUAAGCGAUUCAAGAAGAUACGGAAGAUUGGAAGCAUAAAAAUGCACAUCGAGGACUGUUUAUUUGAGUUUGAAUCAUCCCCGCUAUGGCUUGGAGUCCGUAUCUUCCUCUAUGUUUUAUCAGCAAUACUUGGUGUCAUAGCUGCGGUUGCCAUGGCAGUCGCCAAAGGAGCAUUUUAUCACGAGACAUUACAUCCAAACGGUCUCUGCGUUCUUUUUGGUUACUCUACGUAUAGAGGUUUAGAAGAUGACAAAUAUGUUAAACUAGAUUACAAUGAACACAGUAGCGCAAUUUGUUUCUCUAUAAUUGUUAUCAAUUCUGUUGCAACCGUUGCGCUCCCAUUUAUAGUAGGAAUCAUUCUCUUGAUAAUAAUAAGACGGGCAUUGAUAAUGGACAAAAUGCGGACCAGAGUGGUAAGAUUGGGAAUGCUGAUAUUUUCCAUUGUUGUGCUUGUCACCGCCUUUACUGCUGGAGUGAUUGCAACGUCGGGGUAUAAUGUUUGGUGUUCCUCGCUCCUUGAUGUCCUCAGGGAAGGAAAGCAAAAAGCUUCUAAUUGUAGUGAGGCCAUUAUCAAAAAUAUACCGAUUGGGGGGACUUGGGAAUCUGGCAGUGUGAUCAACUAUACGAAACCAAUGGAUUCCCUUGUCGUAGCAUCGUGGAUUCUUGUCGCCGUCUGGACAGUGAUUUGUAUCAUAGAAAUAGUAGCGUUUCGUCGUUCAAGAGUGUCGCCGCCUGACUGCAACUCUGAUAGGGCUCCGGUUGUGACGGAGUGA
Molecule: messenger RNA, 816 nt
Organism: Owenia fusiformis
Lineage: Eukaryota; Metazoa; Annelida; Polychaeta; Sabellida; Oweniidae
Source: the annotation of a GenBank genome assembly